Molecule: messenger RNA, 2223 nt
Organism: Arachis duranensis
Lineage: Eukaryota; Viridiplantae; Streptophyta; Magnoliopsida; Fabales; Fabaceae
Exons: 2
Coding region: 219-2183 (654 amino acids)
Source: RefSeq, a predicted model, not a curated record
UUUAUUUCAAAGUUUGAACAAUAACGAGGUACACACUCCAUGUUCUUCCAGCUGAAGCUGAAGAACACCAUUGUUGCUGUUUCGGAACACUGAUCGGAGCAACCAAACAGUUUUGUUCACUCAAUGUUUUGUUCUACAUUAAUCCAAUUCAAGCUUCCAACCUCCUUAGAUCUCCUUUCCACUGUUCAAUGUAAUUGUAGAUCCUGCAGGUUCUCACUAUGAGCAAGGCAUUUUCAUCAAGAAAACCCUCUUCUCUGCCUCCACCAAAGGCAACAGCAAACUCUGCAAAGAAUAGGCUAAGUCCUCGAAGCCCGUUGCAGGAUCUCAACCGCAUUUCCAACAGCAGCAACAGCAGCUAUGCUUCUUCCAAUCUAUCCACUGAACCCCCAAGUGGUUGCCUCAGGUUCCUGUCUUCCUCUUCUUUCAAAACACCUGCAUCACACAAGCCGAAGAGCCUCUCCAAAACCCCUAACUCAGUACCCGAUGGGAUUUGUUCGAAACAACCCAAACCUAAGUCCUCAAAGGAGAAUCUUUCUAGAGGUAGCAAUGCUGAGCCACAAGCAAAAAGGAUCUCGUCGAAUAAGGCACGGCCAUGUCGGAAGAACCCCCCAUGCAGGACUGGGCAAAAGUCUAAGCCUUGUUCUGUUCUGAGUGAGCAUGGCAAACUUUUACCUGGGUUGGCACCUGGAUCUGAGGAGUUAAAGGGAAAGAAAGACAGUUUGAGAGGGAUAAUUGAUAAUGGCAAUGAGGAUUCCCGGCUUAAAACCUCUCAUGGUACUCCUAGCUUGACUCCUUUGAGUAGAAAAGUUGCUGAGUUGGAUUUGGAUUGUAUGAUUCAUGAGGAUGUUAACGAGAACUCAAAUAGAAGUGCUAGUAGAACACCUCCGAUUAAUAACUCUGUUUCGCCCGAGAUACAAUGUGGAUCUUCUUUGGUUUCAACAACCACACCGGCUUGUUAUGGUGCUGGAUAUCUUGUUUCUGGUGUCACUGACAAGAGGAAAUGCAGGCCUAGAGGGAUUCUUACUGUAGAAGAGAACUAUUCAGGCUUUGAUAAAACAGCUGCUGAUAGUUUUGAUGAUGGUGGUGAGAAGAAAGUCACAGAUGUUAGCGACGAUGUGAGUCCUUCCUUGUUGCCUUUGCCGGUUGAAGCUUUAGUGCAUUGGCUUUCUUCGCCACGUAACAAGGGGAAGAAGGUUCUCAGUCCAAAUGCCCACAGCGAAGCAAAACAAAGUGAAGGACUAGCAGAAUCCACAACUUUUGAUUCCAGUACUUCACCAUCAUGCAGUUCCAAAUCUUUUUGGAAUAUAACUGAUGGCAGUGAUUUGUCUGGUACUUCUUAUCAUAUAAGGAGAAAGAUGAGUUCUUCAAUUUCUCCAAGUGGAAUUUCCGAAUUCCAAGUAUGUUUUGAUUCCAUGUUGUCCCCUUCUUAUCCAUCCAUAUUAUUUUCUACAAAUUCCAUGCUUAGUUGUAGUAGCUCGGGAAAAGGUAAAAAAGAUCAGUACAAUCCCAUUGAUGAGAAUUCACCCUUAUCCCUGAAUUCAAUAGGCAGUGGGAAUGUUAUGCAAACUCCAGAAUCAGACUACGGUUCAGACUUGCAUAUUGCAUUGUCGUUUGUCCAUACAGACAAUCGAAAACAAGGUAGUCCUAAUCCUGUCCUUAAUUCUAUCAAUGAUGUUUUCACAUCAGAAAGCCUCCACCUCAAUAGCUCUGUGCCACCAGAGGAUUCUGUUAAUUCUAGUUUCCAAUUUGAUUGUUUAGCUGUGCCUUGUGAAUCGAUUGAUUUCAGCAAACUUCCUAGAUUUUCAGAUGAUCAGGAUCCUUGGUUAUCAAGUUGUACAUUAGGGAAUGCAUCCGAAUCACAAUCCCAAAUGAGCCAACCUUAUGAUCCGGAUGAAUUUGACUGUUGUAGAUGUUUGUCAGACGAAGAAGACCUUGCUAACCACCAUGAUAGCAAUAGGUUAUCAGCUCCACGAAUCGAUGAAGAUGAUGGCUGUGAAAUAUCCAAGGAUGUCAACAUUACUCACAAGGAAGACAAUGAACUCGAAAUUGAUGGGUCUGGCAAAGUAUUUCCUGCUUUGACAUCAUAUUCAGGUGCUGAAUCCAUAAGCACUGAUGGAGGUGGUUUAGUUGCUUCAAAGGAUGGUUCAGAUUGGUGUUCAUGCUACAAGAACAAUUCAAUUUGAUGUGUGAGUUUUAACGUUUAUGGUGAAGGAAGACAUUUUC